Theobroma umbraticum is the source of this 801-nucleotide messenger RNA. Its product is annotated as ethylene-responsive transcription factor 13-like. The record is from RefSeq and is a predicted model, not a curated record. Lineage: Eukaryota; Viridiplantae; Streptophyta; Magnoliopsida; Malvales; Malvaceae. Gene Ontology annotation, biological process: regulation of DNA-templated transcription; ethylene-activated signaling pathway. Gene Ontology annotation, molecular function: DNA binding; DNA-binding transcription factor activity.
AUGAAUGUGGAGAUUGUGUCAGGGUCAGAAUUCAACAUCCUUGAAUCUUUUCAACACCAUCUCCUUGAUGAUUUUGAGGAACCUCAAGCAACAACAACGACCAGCAAUGCUGUUCUUGAACAUUCCUACAACCGGAGUUCAAGUUUCAGUGGUGUUUUCUUGAACGAAAGUUGGGGUGAUUUGCCUUUAAAGAUUGACGAUUCCGAGGAUAUGCUGGUUUACAGUGCUCUGCGGGACGCGGCAAAUUCUGGGUGGAGUCCCUCGAACGAGGUUGAUAAUUACACGCCGGUGGCUAUUGAAGAAUUAGUGUCGACGACAACCAGGGAAGUAGAGAAAGAAGAAUCUAAGGUGAAGCCUGAGACCAGCGUGCCGCCCAGGGGGAUGCAUUUUAAGGGAGUGAGAAGAAGGCCAUGGGGGAAGUACGCGGCGGAGAUUAGGGACCCCAAGAGGAACGGUGCGAGGAUUUGGCUCGGGACGUACGAGACGCCCGAGGAUGCUGCCUUGGCUUACGACCGAGCCGCUUUCAAAAUGCGUGGGGCUAAGGCCAAGCUGAAUUUUCCUCACUUGAUUGGCUCCAACACUGGGGAGCCAGUUAGGGUAGGCCCAAGGCGCCGCUCACCGGAAUCUUCAGCUCCGAUGACGGCGUCAGCAUUGAGCGAUUGCUCACGGAAGAGAAGGAAGAGUAGUGCAAGUAACUCCGAUCAGGUUACAGCCAAGCUGCGGGAAGGUGCAAGUUUAGCUGCGGAGGUGAUUCAAAUGAGUACUCCCUGGACGCUUGGAGACCAGUUUUGGAUUAUCUAG